Messenger RNA from Diorhabda sublineata, 7965 nucleotides. RefSeq names its product disintegrin and metalloproteinase domain-containing protein 10 (gene kuz). The coding region runs from base 290 to 2989 and encodes 899 amino acids. Gene Ontology annotation, molecular function: metalloendopeptidase activity. Lineage: Eukaryota; Metazoa; Arthropoda; Insecta; Coleoptera; Chrysomelidae. The transcript has 10 exons. The record is from RefSeq and is a predicted model, not a curated record. Gene Ontology annotation, biological process: Notch signaling pathway; membrane protein ectodomain proteolysis. Gene Ontology annotation, cellular component: plasma membrane.
AGAUGUAUGUGACAAAAUAAGUUAGUUCAUAUAAGAACAAUAAUGUCAUGCGUGUAUUCAAUUUCAUUUAUUUUAUCAAUCAUUUCCUCUAGUUAUUCUCGCUUGCGCAGUUUUCAACACGCAAACCCAAAACAUUUAGUUGUUUGGUGUGUUGUGUGUUGUUCUCUGAAUCCGUUCUUCGUCCGUGGUCAGCUGUAGCGUAUUUAGAAAUGGUAAUAUGGGAUAAAAGUCGUUUUGGGUGUGUUUUUCAAUAGUUUUGUGUACAUUAUCGAAUUGUGAAGUGGAGACAAUGUUUAGUGAUUGUGUUUUUGUGUUGUGCUUACUUAUAGUUCUACCAUUUAUUGGAAGUGCCGAUCGACUGAACGAGUACAUCCGCCAUUAUGAAACCCUCGACUACGACACGGAACCAGUACAUAGGGCACACUCGAGGGCGAAACGUUCGCUCAUCUCCGACGAUUACGUUCACGUACAAUUCAAAGCUCACGGUCACGAUUUUCGAAUACGGUUGAAAAGAGACCUCCAAGUUUUCAACGAUAGACUCGAAGUGCACGGUCCUCAAGGAGAACCCUUAGAUGUCGAUACUUCCCAUAUUUAUCAUGGGCAUAUUUUAGGUGAAGUGGACAGCGUCGCCUUCGGGUCUGUAAUCGACGGCGUGUUCGAAGGCAAAAUAAUGUUACCAAAGAAAGGUGCUUACUACGUAGAAAAAGCGCGCCACUAUUUCCCUGAUUCCGAUCGUUACAACAGAACAUUCCACAGCGUCAUAUACCACGAAGAUGAUGUCGAAGAUCCGUACGCCCAUUUACGGGAAGGGCAUUCCGCCGGUUGCGGCAUUAACGACGACGUCAUCCAAUGGAUGAAUAAAAUACAAUAUUCGGAAACGGAAGAUUCGCCAACGGCUCCAACGACGCCAUACCAAAAACCAACAAAACACAAAAAAUACAACAAAUCGAACCGAUACAAAAAAGAUAAAUCCGAAGAAAAAUCGCCGAAUUUCGAAGACGUACUCAAUAAAUAUUCCAAAGAAGCCAAUGAACGCAGCAACACCAGACACAGAAGAGCCACCAGAAGAGACGAUACCAAAAAUACUUGCUCGUUAUACAUACAGACGGAUCCCCUUAUUUGGAGACACAUCAGGGAGGGAUUUCCCGAGCAUUUGGAUCCGAAGAAACAAUCCGAAGUCAACGAAAAAACGAAAGAAGAAAUUCUCUCCCUAAUCGCCCAUCACGUGACCGCCGUCAAUUAUAUAUACCGCGACACGAAGUUCGACGGAAAAAACGAACAUCGCAAUAUCAAAUUCGAAGUGCAAAGAAUCAAAAUCGACGACGACGCGUCUUGCAGAUGUUACCACAGGGGUUGCGGCGAAAUGAACCAGUUCUGUUUGGAAAAUAUAGACGUGAGCAAUUUCCUCAACAUCCACUCUUUGGGUAACCACGAAGACUUCUGCCUCGCCUACGUAUUCACUUACAGGGAUUUCACCGGGGGUACUUUGGGUUUGGCGUGGGUGGCUAGCGCUUCGGGCGCAUCCGGCGGCAUUUGCGAGAAAUACAAGACUUACACCGAGACCAUCGGCGGUAUGUACCAAUCGACGAAGAGGUCUUUGAACACCGGUAUCAUCACUUUCGUUAAUUAUAACAGCAGGGUACCGCCCAAGGUGUCGCAACUCACUUUGGCCCAUGAGAUCGGACACAAUUUUGGAUCGCCGCACGACUACCCGCCGGAAUGUCGACCUGGCGGGCCGAGCGGUAACUACAUAAUGUUCGCUUCAGCGACCAGCGGCGAUCGGCCGAACAACAGCAAAUUCUCCAGCUGUAGCAUAGGCAACAUCAGCAACGUCCUCGACGCCAUAGAAGACAAGAAAAAAAGAAAUUGUUUCACGGCUUCGGCCGGCGCUUUUUGCGGCAACAAAAUCGUCGAAGCCGGAGAAGAAUGCGAUUGCGGAUACGACGACAAAGAAUGCAACGACCAAUGCUGUUAUCCGAGAAUACUCAGCAUUCGAGACAAAGAAUCGAAUAGAUCGGCGGUGGGGUGUACGAGAAGAAACGGCACAGAAUGCAGUCCGAGUCAAGGACCUUGUUGUAGCAGCGAAUGCAAAUUCAUAUCCGCUUACCAUAACGAAGAAUGCAAAAUGGAAUCGGAUUGUUCGAGAUCGUCGAAAUGUAAUGGAACCAGCGCCGAAUGUCCGGCGCCGACACCUCGACCCGAUAAAACCAGAUGCAAUAACGGCACUCAAUUAUGCAUCAAAGGCGAAUGCACUGGUUCGAUUUGUUUGGAAUGGAAUUUGGAAGCGUGUUCGUUAACCACGCAAGAUCACCCUAAUAUCGAUAAGAGGAAAUUGUGCGAAUUGGCCUGUCAAAAUGGUACCGAUAUAUGCAGGAGUACCAGCGAAUUUUCCGAAAAAGUCGGAUUACCACCCGGGGGUAUCAGUCUGAGACCGGGAUCGCCUUGCGAUAACUUCCAAGGUUAUUGCGAUGUUUUCUUAAAAUGUCGCGCCGUGGACGCGGACGGACCGUUGGUACGUCUAAUGAACCUUCUCCUUAACAAGGAAACGUUAAUAAACGUCGCUCAAUGGAUAACCGAAUAUUGGUGGGCCGUGCUCUUGAUGGGUAUUGGUUUUAUCAUAUUCAUGGGGCUGUUCAUUAAAUGUUGCGCCGUACAUACGCCCUCGUCGAAUCCAAAAUUGAAAAAAGCUCAACGCAUCACCGACACAUUGAGGAGGCCCAUGAAUACUCUGCGAAGAAUGAGAUAUAAUCACGGAGGUCCUCAUAAUUCGGGAGGGGCGAAUCCUCCAUCGAAUAGAAGUCGUCGAGACCCUUCUAGUCGACCUUCAGCUAGUCAAGGACCUAGACCGGGGUACGGUGAAGGUAGGGGACAUUAUCAUGCUCCCAAAGCGUAUUCCCCACUAGCAACAGCGCCGCCUGCGCAGAAUUACGGUCGUCAGAACCAUCCUGAAUUGUACGCAGGCGCAUACGAGAUGAGAAACAAAGUCUGACAUGAAGAAAACGAGGAUGGGGAACAGCAGCAAGGUUCCCCGCCGCCCGAUUAUCCCGGUACUCCUAUCGCCGAUGUAUCGGCCUCAUUUCUGCUCGUACAUCACGCGGAAAGGGGAAACGGGGGGAAAGAUAAUGAAGCCGGGGGGAAAGAUAGUGAAGCCGGGUCGACUGUGUAGGUUCGGUACCGUUAAUUUCGAUGUUUUCGCACAAAAGCGAUUUUUUUUUCUCUCAACACUCGGUGUAUUUUCGAAUUUGAUCUAAUAUACGGGGGUUUUCGAAAAAAAAAAAAGGAAUCGCCUUCAUAACCGAAAAUAUCGAAAUGUGCAAUUCAAUGACUGUUGAUUAAAAAUUUGAAAAAUCUUUCGGCCAACGCGCUCUGUGAUCAAAUAAAAAAAAAACAAGUUACGCGGGAACUUUUUUUCAAAGUGCGCGGGAAAACUUAAAAAUUUAAAUAUAUUGAAAAUAUCCGAAUAAAGAAAAGGAAAAAAAAAACGGGUGCAUUUGUAUUGAUAGUCACCGUUAAUUUUUAAGGUUGAUUAAAUUUUUUCGAGAUUUUAAUAGCGAUUUUUUAAAUUGUUUUUUAUUAUUAGCUUCCUUCGAACGAAAGGCUGAUGAUCAACCAUAUUUCAAUCGACUAGAGAAAAUUUUAUCUUUCAAAACAUUCAUUAUUGUCCUUUAUCAACUGUCAGCUGUCACUCGGUAUUUCUAAGCAGACAUUAUCGAGAAUAUAUAAAAUUUUAUGAAUAACCAUGAGCGGAAUUGAAUGGAAAGCAUCGAAAUUGUAAACAAUGCAAAUUUGACAACGUGUGUAAUGUCAACUGUCAACUGUCAGUUGUCAUAUUUAAGGAAACAUUAUCGAGAAUAUAAACAAACAAUUUUCUCAAUAAUUAUGAGCAGAAUCGAGUGGAAAGCAUCGAAAUUGUAAACAAUACAAAUUUGAAAACGUGUGUAAUGUCAAUUGUCAGUUGUCACUCGGUAUUUAUAAGGAGAAAUUAUCGAGAAUAUAUACAAACAGUUUUCUGUAUGAUUAUGAGCAUAAUCGAUUAACACAAAUUUGACAACAUAUAUAAAAUAGCCAAAUGUCAACUGUCAGUUGUCACUCGUUAAUUAUAAGGAGACAUUAUCGAGAUUAUUUAAAAUUUUCUGAAAAAUUAUGAGCAAAAUUGAAUGAAAACCGUCGAAUUUUUGAAUAAUACAAAUUUGACAAGGUAUGACAUGUCGAAUGUCAACUGUCAGUUGUCAUUCGGUAUUUAUAAGAAGAAACAUAGACAAUUUUCUAAAUAAUUAUGAGCAAAAUUGAAUGGAAACCGUCGAAUUUUUGAAUAAUACAAAUUUGACAAGGUAUGACAUGUCGAAUGUCAACUGUCAGUUGUCACUCGGUAUUUAUAAGGAAAAACUUAGACAAUUUUCUAAAGAAUUAUGAGCAGAAUCGAAUGGAAACCGUCGAAUUUUUGAUUAAUACAAAUUUGACAAGGUAUGACAUGUCGAAUGUCAACUGUCAGUUGUCACUCGGUAUUUAUAAGGAAAAACUUAGACAAUUUUCUAAAGAAUUAUGAGCAGAAUCGAAUGGAAACCGUCGAAUUUUUGAUUAAUACAAAUUUGACAAAGUAUGACAUGUCGAAUGUCAACUGUCAGUUGUCACUCGGUAUUUAUAAGGAAAAACUUAGACAAUUUUCUAAAGAAUUAUGAGCAGAAUCGAAUGGAAACCGUCGAAUUUUUGAUUAAUACAAAUUUGACAAGGUAUGACAUGUCGAAUGUCAACUGUCAGUUGUCAUUCGGUAUUUAUAAGAAGAAACAUAGACAAUUUUCUAAAGAAUUAUGAGCAGAAUCGAAUGGAAACCGUCGAAUUUUUGAAUAAUACAAAUUUGACAAGGUAUGACAUGUCGAAUGUCAACUGUCAGUUGUCACUCGGUAUUUAUAAGGAAAAACUUAGACAAUUUUCUAAAGAAUUAUGAGCAGAAUCGAAUGGAAACCGUCGAAUUUUUGAUUAAUACAAAUUUGACAAGGUAUGACAUGUCGAAUGUCAACUGUCAGUUGUCAUUCGGUAUUUAUAAGGAAAAACUUAGACAAUUUUCUAAAGAAUUAUGAGCAGAAUCGAAUGGAAACCGUCGAAUUUUUGAAUAAUACAAAUUUGACAAGGUAUGACAUGUCGAAUGUCAACUGUCAGUUGUCACUCGUUAAUUAUAAAGACACAUUAUCGAGAUUAUUUAAAAUUUUUUGAAUAAUUAUGAACAAAAUUGAAUGGAAAGUGUCGAAAUUUUAAAUAAUACAAAUUUGACAACGUAUGACAUGUCAACUGUCAGUUGUCACUCAGUAUUUAAGAAGACACAAUAGUGAAUAUAUACAAUUUUCUAAAUAAUUAUGAGCAGAAUUGAAUGGAAACCGUCGAAUUUUUGAAUAAUACAAAUUUGACAAGGUAUGACAUGUCGAAUGUCAACUGUCAGUUGUCACUCGGUAUUCACGGAAACAUUAUCGUGAAUAAAAUCGUUAAUUAUCAAAAGGAUUCUACAAACAUCUUUUUGUACAAAAAAAGAAACGACAAAAGAAAACUAAUGUAGAAGAAAAUAUGGUAACAGUUUGGAAAUGGUGUCCACCAUAUUUUUGUUCAUAAAAGAUCGAAAAGUUGAUAAGUAUUUUUUAUUUAUACAAUAUCCAAAAAUCGUAUAUUCCAUGAUUUGUUUCCAAAAACUAUUUUUUUUUUUCGAAAAGUACAUAAAAAAACGAACUAUUUGAAAAAAAAAACAAUUGAAUAUCGUAGUUGAGAAUUAUUAAGAAUUUUGAAAAAGUUUUUAUCGCAUGAAAUAUGAAAAAAGGAAAUCCUAACCAAACCUAACCUUAAAAUUUCUAAAAAAACUCUCGUCGAUUGAAAUAUAACUUUUUUUUGGAAAAUUUAUAUAUUUUUCGUACCCGUGGAGGAAUUUGGCAGAGUUUUUUUUUGUGAAACUUUUUUUAAUUGUUAAAAUUCUGUAGAAUUCGUUCACGGUUCCUUUUAACGAAAACAUUUUAAUGUUGCAUUCGAACUGAACUCUGUCCAACUUUUAUUUUCUUUUUCUUUUCCUGGUUAAUAUGUACCGUUGAACUGUAGUGCAAUAACGUAUAAUUUAAAAAAAAAAUGAGUUGAAGAAAGAGGAAAUUAUUGGAACCGAAAUAAAAAAUACAGUGAGGGACGAAAAUUUCGGAUAUAUGAACCGAAAAAUUCAAAUUUCUUUUGGAUUGGGGUUCGGUUACUAGACCAAUUUGUAAAAUGCCACAUUGUUUUGUUUCUUAUUGAUAUUUAUGAAGAUGUUUGUACAUUAUUCGAUUUUUACUUAAACAUAUUGAUGUAAUUCCAAAUAUUUUCACUUUUGUUUUUUUUUCUCCUUAAAAAACUAUAUACGGGAUAAGAAUUUUCACCUGGAACAAUUUUUUUUGGUGGAAUUUCAUUGAUUUUAACUAAUGGGUACCUAUCAAACUUAACUUCACACCGCGUACCCACUUUUUUCCAAAUAAUACCGAGAACGUUAUAGCUGACGCCAUCUAUCGGAAAUCCUUCUAAUUUUUUCGAUUUUCGAAUCGAAUUUGAAGAAAAAAACUAAAUUUUCGCAGUAAAAAUCUUUUUUUGAUGAAAUUUCAUUGUUUUUCACUAAUUUUUACCUAUCAAAUUCAACUAUACACUCCACCUAAUCACUAUAAUAACGAAAACGUUGUAGCUAACGCCAUCUAAUAACAAUCGUUCGAACCUAUAAAUUUUCCAUCCAAAUUUAAAGAAGUAAUCAUCACAUCAACUGUCAAAAAAUAAAUUCGCUAAACACAAUGUUGCCAAAUUUAACUGAUCUUAUAUCAAAAUUUAUGUUUCUGAAUGUUUUUGAUUUUAAGUCUCUUCUGUUUCAAAAUUAGUUUUAUUCGAUAAUUUUUAAAAGAUAGAUGAAGAAUAUUAAAAAAAAAAUAAUUUUGAAACCGAAGAGACAAUAUCAAGAACAUUUAGAAACAUAAACAUAUCAGAAGAUCUAAGAAAUAUUUAAAAUAUGGCAACACAGUAAUAUUCUCCCAAUAAUAAACAUGACAGUAGUGUAAACUGUCGAAAAAUAAAAUAACUAGUGAUGUCCACUACAACAUAAACUCAUUAAAUUGAUAUAAAAUAAAAUAUUAGACAAGUAAACUAACUAGAAGGUUUAAAUAAUUAAUAUUACGGGUGAGAAGUUGAUUUUCAAUACUUUUUAAUAAAAUUUUUAUUACUAUCAUUGGAUUUAAUAUUAUCUGUGAUUAAAUCACUGUUAUAUUCCACACUCGCAUCACUACCAUUGGUUAUUCUACUUCUACGAGGGUAUUAAGAUAAAAACAUCGUUCUUUUAUUCAUUUCCGUGGAAAUUAUUAUUCUGUAUAUGGUUUUAAGAGAAAUUUAUUCGUCAUUGAAAAAUAUUUGGGUAAUAUUAGAUAAUUUGGAUUAAUAUUUUUAAUUGUGUAUUGAAAUUUUUGUAAAAAAAAAUUAGUAUUACCAUUUUUCAGAUUUACAAGGAUGUAACGAGAUAAAAGAAGGGGGUAAUCUAAUUUCUGAUUAAAAUUCUUUGUCCGAAAAAAAUUGCUAUUUUUAUAUUAACCAAAUUUUGACAUUGUCUUUGUACCAUUGUUAAAUUAUCUGAAGAUGUGAUAAAAUUAAUUUUGAUUGUUUCAAAAUAAUUGUGUCUCGAUAAAACCAAAAGAAAAAUUAUCUGUGAAGAAGUACAGACAAAAUAAUAAAUGAUUCAACUUUUAUUUAUUAAAAAAAGUUGAACGAGAUUAAUUUCAAAUUAAUUACAAUAAAUAAUCAAAAAUUCGUAUUAUAAUAUUGAUUAUUAUCCAAUUUUUAAAAAAUUACGGGUAAUUUUGUUCUUAUCUGUAUUUUCUCUUCACAGACAAAAAGACUCAAAGAUAAUCUAUAUUUGAUGCUAACCUCUGUAUUGAUAAAUAUUGUAAAAAUUAAUAUAUGUACAUAUUCGAUUAAAUAGCUGUUUUCAUA